Castor canadensis (American beaver) is the source of this 1161-nucleotide messenger RNA. Lineage: Eukaryota; Metazoa; Chordata; Mammalia; Rodentia; Castoridae. The record is from RefSeq and is a predicted model, not a curated record.
CAUCUAAGAUCUAAGCCACAUUGCACAAUUUAUUUUUAUUGCUACACUCUGUCCCUGCCUCUUUUGUUGUACCUCCUGUUUGGGUCCUCUUUGGACCCUGGUGUCCUUGCCCUUUGACCUUUGGAAGAAAUGCUUACAAAUGAAUACACACUUAGGUGCCAAACAAAGUCUGGUCAGGUUAAAAGUAUUUUCUCUGCUUGUGGUGUUUAUAUUUCUUACAGGGGUGAAGACAUCUUAACCCAGAGGAAUGAUUCUCUAGUUGUGGAAUUUCAGUCAUCAGCCAGCAGAUGCAGGAGUGUCUAUGAGCCAGAUAGGAAUGCUUUACGGAGGAAAGAACGAGAGAGACGAAAUCAGGAAACACAGCAGGAUGGUGGCACGUUUAAUUCCAGUUACUCUCUCUUCAGCGAGCCCUACAAGACUAACAAGGGGGAUGAACUCUCCAACCGGAUCCAGAAUACCUUAGGCAAUUAUGAUGAAAUGAAAGACUUUUUAACUGAUAGAUCCAAUCAGAGUCAUCUUGUUGGCGUCCCCAAACCAGGAGUUCCUCAGACUUCUGUGAACAAGAUCGAUGAACAUUUUGUUACAGAUUCAAGAGCCCAAAGCCAGCCCUCAUCUGUCUGUAGCACUACAUCUUCCACACCAGCAGCUGUCCCUGUGCAGCAGAAUAAGAGAGGCACCAUGGGCUGGCAGAAGGCUGGGCACCCACCAUCUGAUGGCCAACAGAGAACAGUACCACAGGGCUCUCUCAGGACCUUGCUUGGAGAUGGUGUGGGCAGACAGCAGCCACGGACCAAGCAAGUGUGCAAUGUGGAGGUGGGGCUUCAGACCCAGGAAAGGGCACCUGCGAUGGCAGCUAAGCACAACAGUGGUGGACACUGUGUUCAGAACUUUCCUCCAUCCCUGGCUUCAAAACCCAGCCUGGUCCAGCAGAAACCAACCGCCUAUGUACGGCCAAUGGAUGGCCAAGAUCAGGCUCCUGAUGAGUCUCCCAAACUGAAGUCCUCUACAGAAACUGGUGUGCAUUGCACAUCCUACAGGGGGGGCCCAGCCGGCAAGCCAGAGUCAGCUAGAGCCAAGGCCAAGCUUUCCAAGUUCAGCAUCCCCAAGCAAGCCGAGCACCUAACCCCAAAUGACUGGACAAACCAGAAUCUGGAAAUGGAG